Messenger RNA from Hibiscus syriacus, 1274 nucleotides. RefSeq names its product nudix hydrolase 9-like. The record is from RefSeq and is a predicted model, not a curated record. Lineage: Eukaryota; Viridiplantae; Streptophyta; Magnoliopsida; Malvales; Malvaceae. The transcript has 9 exons. Gene Ontology annotation, molecular function: GDP-mannose hydrolase activity. Bases 264 to 1169 code for a protein of 301 amino acids.
ACACUACCGUUCGAUGGAUCCCAUGCCGUGGGAACCAGAUGUAAUCUUAAUUAACAUAAAAAAAGACUGAAAGCAAUUGCCUGAACAAAACUACUAGAAACGUGACAACGUUUUGAAAUUCUGUUGUUUUCUUCUGGAAGACUUUGUGAUCUGGUGGUAUCGUUACAUUUGCACCUUUGAAGCCUGAACCAAUAUAAUAUAUUGAAAAAAAGGGGUCGAAACUUUGAUGAAGUGGUAAUUUUUUGCAUAAAAAGUUAUAAAAAAUGGAGAAGGAAGUGGGUAACGCGGGUUCUUCUCUUGCUUACAAGCUUUUAUUUUCAUGCCCUUUCGGUCUGUCUCGGCUACAGCUGUCCGCAGUUUUCGAUGAAUCCUACGAUAGAAUCCCUCAUUCAGAUACGAAUUUGGAGAAUUCCAUUUCUGAGACAUGGGAUCAGAGGGUUCAGAAAACUGGAUCUUUAUUCAAUGGCAAGAAAUUUAGGUAUGGAGGAUACAGUGAGAAGAGUGGAGAUGGAUCAAAGCAAGAGUCUUAUGUAUGCCUCCAUCUCGGAUUGACAGAUUAUAGAACUUUUGUAGGGACAAACUUGAAUCCUUCAUGGGAAAAUUUCUUGGUUGCAUCAGAAGAUGACCCGACACAGUGUCAACACACCUCAAGCCCUCUUGGAAAUGGUGCAAUUGUGGAGGCAUCUGACAAGAAAAUAGUGGUGCUGCAAAGAAGUAAUAAUGUUGGUGAAUUUCCUGGGCAUUUUGUUUUCCCCGGAGGCCACCCUGAGCCUCGAGACAUUGGCAUAGAAACCCACAAAUACAGCAAGGACUCAAAAGAUCAUGAGCUUGUUAAUAAAAAAGUUGCCCAAGAGAUGUUUGAAAGCUCUAUUCGUGAAGUUGUUGAGGAAAUUGGAGUACCAACUACUUCUCUGUCAGAUCCUCUUUUUAUUGGCAUAUCUCGCAGGGUUUUGAAUGUUAGACCAGUUAUUUUUUUCUUUAUUAAGUGCAGUCUUGAAUCAAAAGAAAUUCAUCAACUAUAUUCCAAAGCACAAGAUGGCUAUGAAUCCAUUGAACUUUAUACAGUCUCAAUGAUUGAAGUAGAGCAGAUGACAUCUAAAAUGCCUGGCUGCCAUCAAGGUGGAUUUGCUCUCUAUAAGCUGAUGGUUGAAGCCUCCAAGAACAUCUGAUGCUACCUCACGACUGCUGUUCUCUUCAAGAUUUCGCCUCUUCUUAAGUUUGCCUAUUAUGUGUUCAAAGCAACGACAUUCGGUUCAUAAUUUUUGAUGUAUUUU